This is a messenger RNA of Funneliformis caledonium, 163 nucleotides long. The record is from the annotation of a GenBank genome assembly. NCBI's taxonomy places the organism in Eukaryota, Fungi, Glomeromycota, Glomeromycetes, Glomerales, Glomeraceae.
CAAAAAAUAUGAGAAACAAGUUGAUUUAACUGGUGAUGAAGAAACUAGUGAUGAAGAAGAUUUUCAAUCAAUUGAUGAAUUAGAUGAUGACGAACCAGAUUUAGAGGAUUACGACUUGCCCUUAAAUGAUGACAAAUUAUUUUCUUGUUUUGAAAAAUAUUGA